Molecule: messenger RNA, 327 nt
Organism: Aspergillus pseudoviridinutans
Lineage: Eukaryota; Fungi; Ascomycota; Eurotiomycetes; Eurotiales; Aspergillaceae
Exons: 3
Coding region: 1-327 (108 amino acids)
Source: RefSeq, a predicted model, not a curated record
AUGCCUAUGACCUGGGGCCACGAAGCUGAUGCAAAGCUUCUCCUUGGCAUCAUCGCGACCAGCAACGUCAAGCCCGACUACGAAGCACUUGCCAAAUAUAUGGGCCCUGACUGUACUGUCUACGCGAUCCAGCACAGAAUUAGAAAGCUUAAGGAUGCCGGAGCUGCCGCUUCUGCUGACGGCGAUUCUUCUACUCCUGCUACUCCAGAGAAGCGUAAGCGCGGCCGCCCAAAGAAGGAUACCAACGGUGACGCUGUGAGCAAGGACGAGGCCAGUCCUAAGAAAGCCAAGAAAGAGGAGAACGGUUGUGCUGUCGACAGCGCUUGA